Molecule: messenger RNA, 345 nt
Organism: Aspergillus chevalieri
Lineage: Eukaryota; Fungi; Ascomycota; Eurotiomycetes; Eurotiales; Aspergillaceae
Exons: 1
Coding region: 1-345 (114 amino acids)
Source: RefSeq, a predicted model, not a curated record
AUGUUACACGAUUUCCUUUCUUUGUCGCUACUUGACAGGUGUCUGCCGGGGCGGAAGCACAAUGGUUUGUCUGCGACUACUAUUGGUGCCUGUUCCUGGUUCCCUGUCGACGUCUUCCUUUCCAGUACAGAGUACUGGACUGGUCCCGGUCCGUUCAAUCGGACGGGUAAGGAGGACGGGACGAAUCCGUGCGACAACGCAGGCUACCUGACAUCUGCGAUGCAGGGUAGUCUCAAUUUUGCGACACACAGCGGCACACUCGGCGAUGCGACCAAAGAGAGCGACAAAGGCGAAAGAAAGAAAAGAGGCACUGCCCGCGCCCGACUUGCCAGCGCCCGUCCGUGA